AUGACCAAAAAAGACGUGGAAAAGCGCGCUGCAGUUGUCAACAAUGGUGACACCAAAACUCUUCAACUCACCCUUGCAAUCAAUUGCAAGGGCCUCACACUCAAUAUCGCGGCUGAUAGAAACCACAGAGACACCAAAGUCACUUUUAAUGUCCACAAUAACAACACGCUUGCUAUUGCGCUCAGCUUUGAAGAACCAGGGACAGUGUGCGUCAACCUUACACCUGCGGCCACUCCAACCAUAACAUUUGAAGAGGAGGAAGAGUAG
Psilocybe cubensis is the source of this 267-nucleotide messenger RNA. RefSeq lists its product as uncharacterized. Lineage: Eukaryota; Fungi; Basidiomycota; Agaricomycetes; Agaricales; Agrocybaceae. Bases 1 to 267 code for a protein of 88 amino acids. The transcript is spliced from 2 exons. The record is from RefSeq and is a predicted model, not a curated record.